Messenger RNA from Rotaria sp. Silwood1, 732 nucleotides. Lineage: Eukaryota; Metazoa; Rotifera; Eurotatoria; Philodinida; Philodinidae. The record is from the annotation of a GenBank genome assembly.
AUGAUUUCUUAUGGGAAUCUUUGUUUUGAAUAUACAUUUGCUUUACCAUUAUUUCAUUCAAUACCAUCAUCAACAGAUAAUACAACAAUGAUCUUAAAAAUUAUUGGUCUUGAUUUUAAUCCUUCAAAAGAAUAUUUAUCUCAUUUACCUGAAAUAAUCUAUUUAAUUAUUCUUAUUAUUGAAUUUAUCAUACGUUUUAUAUAUGUCUCAAAUAAAUUAAAAUAUUUUUCUAAUUAUUUAACAAUAAUUGAUUUAUUAUCUAUAUUAAGUUGUAUUAUUUAUUUAUGUUCAAUAAUUAAAAUAAAAGAAAAUAAUCUAAUUAUUUGUUUUAUAAAUUGUUUUCGUCUUAUACGUAUAUUAAAAUUAAGUCGUUAUUCAAUGUAUAUUCGUCAAUAUAUUCAAACAAUAUUUUAUUAUUCUGAUAUAUCAAUGCUUCUUUUUAUUAUAUUUAUGUGUCUUUGUAUAUUUUUUGGUAAUUUAACUUAUGGAAUAUCUUUAAUUGAUCAUCAUCAAAUACAUUCAACUCCACUUGAUUCUCUUUAUUAUUCCUAUGAAACAAUAUUAACUAUUGGUUUUGGUCAACAUAUACCUUCAACACCAUAUUUAACAUGGAUUACAAUAACAUCUAUUUUAUUUGGAAUGAUGUGUCUUUCAUUACCGGUACCUUUUUUAGCAAUCUAUAAUUUUAAUUUAGAUAAUUAUGAACAAGAUAAUACUAAGAUGUUAAAUUAG